Messenger RNA from Clunio marinus, 7298 nucleotides. The record is from the annotation of a GenBank genome assembly. Lineage: Eukaryota; Metazoa; Arthropoda; Insecta; Diptera; Chironomidae.
AUGAGAUUAAAAAGCGUUAUCAGAUCACAUUAUGACAACAACAGCAACGCAUCGAAUGAGAAGAAACUCGAAGGGCUUGACUUGAACGUGGGCAGCACACCAAUUUGCUGUAACUGUCACAUAAGCGGAUCGGAAGAUCGUGUCUGGGAUACGAGAACUGGUCAAUGUAAAUGUCGCUCUCAUGUCAUCGGACGAACGUGUGAUCGAUGCGAACGUGGCUAUUGGAACAUCGACUCAAAGAAAGGUUGCGUACAAUGCGCGUGCAAUAUUAAUGGAAGUGAAGAACAUCCAUGUGACGUUCACACUGGACAAUGUAGAUGUAAACCAGGAGUAGAAGGUGUAAAUUGUGAUCGAUGUCGUCCAGGAUAUUAUGGAUAUUCUCCAAGUGGUUGUAAACAAUGCAGCAUUUGUGACAGUUCUGCAAAGACUUGCGAUCAGGAAACUGGUCGUUGUGUAUGUCCACCUCGAAGUCAUGGAUCUGAAUGUCAACAUUGUUAUCCAAAUACUUGGGGAUGGGAGUACAUCAAAGGAUGCAAAGAUUGUGAUUGCAAUUCAAUCGGAUCACUGAAGCAAUCUUGCGACGUCAAGACAGGUCAGUGCGUUUGCAAAGAAGGCUACAUUGGAAGAACGUGUGACUAUUGUGCGGUUGGAUAUUAUGGAUAUCCAAAUUGUCAGAAAUGUAAUUGUGAUACCAGUGGAUCACUUAACUUAGAAGGAAAUGAAAUAAUUGAUUGCGAUGAUCGUGGGCAAUGUUCAUGCAAAGAUUUAACGACUGGAUUGAAAUGCGAUGAGUGUCGUCAAGCAACGUUUGGUCUUUCGCAAUCUAAUCCCAGUGGAUGUACGCGUUGUUUCUGUUUUGGAAGAUCACAAGAAUGUAAACAAAAUCCGUACAUUUGGGGACAGAUAAGAUUGAUGGGUCCAAGAAAUGUCACCGUUCAUUAUAUCAACGAUCGACGUAGCAACAAAGAUAUUCUUCAAGUUGUCGUCACUCACUUCAGAAACAAUCAAAUCUAUCGUGAAGGUGGAAGAAUUACAUCUUUCAAUGGUCUUGCAGUAUUUCCAAGUUACAGUGGCAACGUCACAAUCGGCUCUCGACAAGCUUUUCAUCAUCCAUUCUACUUUCAAUUGCCAAAAGAAUUUCUCGGCGACAGAACACGCAGCUAUGGUGGAUUUUUAAAUUAUUCAAUAAAUCAGGAAGGCUGCAGUUCGAAAUUGAAUGACGAAACUUUGAGAGAAUUUCCCCUCGUUCAACUUCACACACAUUACAAACUUCUUUUGGAUUAUUUUCAUCCUGAAAGUUUCAACACAUCAAUGACGAGUUCGUCUUAUCAUGUCGUUCUUCAUGAAUCCUAUUGGCGUUAUAAUUCGAAUGGUUAUAACAUCAGUCGUGCUGUUAUGAUGACAGCACUUCAGAAUAUCAAACAUAUUUUCCUUAGAUCAACAACAUGUCCAGAUUUCACUGAAGUUGUUCUUGUUAAUGUCACUUUACACAAUGGAAUGCCUGUAAAUGGUAAUCACAAUGCAGCUAUUGCAUCUGGAGUUGAAAAAUGUGAAUGUCCUGAAAUGUAUUCAGGAGAUUCAUGUCAAAAUCCUGCUGAUGGUUACUAUCGAUGGAGAAACGAAACGAUACAUUCAACGAUGUUAGAAGAUUUAAUAGGAAAAGUUCUGCCUUGUGACUGUAAUGGAAGAAGUGACAUUUGCGAUCAAGAGAAUGGAAAAUGUUUGAAUUGUAAACACAAUACCGGUGGAGAUUAUUGUGAAAUUUGUGCUGAAGGCUAUUAUGGUCAUCCAGAAGAAGAAUGUUCACCAUGCCCAUGUCCUGAAACUAACAAAAAUUUCGCCAGAGGUUGUUAUGUAACACAAACCAGCGUUUCGUGUCGAUGUAGAGAAGGUUAUACUGGACCGCUUUGUGAUCGAUGUGAUAAAGGAUUCUUUGGAUAUCCACAGCAUGUCGAUGGUUAUUGUGAAAGUUGUGACUGUAAUCCUGAAGGAAUUGUGUCAGAUGAAUGUGACGAAUUGACUGGGCAAUGCAACUGCAAGAGAGGAGUAAUAGGAAGACGAUGCGAUAGAUGUGAAUUGCCAAGACAUUUAUUAAUCGAUUAUCAGUGUCAACUUUGCGAUAAUUGCACCCAAACUCUCCUCGAUACAAUCGAUGAAAUGAUGUAUCAAUUUGAGAUUAAUACACAAGACACAAAUUUACAUAAUCUCAAAGCUCCUUGGAUCAAACUUUAUACUUUGUCAAAUGAAACUGAUGAGUUGAGUGGAAAGUUUGACGAAUAUUUUGACGCUGUUGAUGCUGUUGAUAAUUUUAAUGAUCUUGCAACUGAUGAGUUAAUGACAAAAGCAGAAAGCAUCAACAACAGAGCCAGUAAAGUCAGCGCAUAUUCUGAUAAAAGACUUCAGAAAUCAGAUAAAAUGAAGAUUGAUGCUGAAUCAAUUUUAAUGGAUAUUCGAGACAUCACAGGCGUUGUUCAGGAAACGAUCAUCAAUCUAGAGAAUUAUGGCAGCGAUGAUCAUCAUAUUAAACUUCCAAUCGCACUUAGAGAAGCUCAAAUGUAUUUAAACGACAUUAAACAUCGAUCGAAGAACAUGCCACAAUCACAAGAAUCAUUGAAAUGUGCCAAUGAAAAGUUUGACUUCUGGUCUGAUGAACUUGAAACUUUAACCAAACAAAAUAAAAAAUUGGAAAAUUAUUUGACUGCCAGAAAGAUUUUCAACGAACGACUAGACGACUUAAAGAAUUUAACACAUCGAACGUUCCGUGAUGCUUCAGAAACUGAAGCGUUCUUAACGAAGAAUAGAAAAGAUUUUGAGAAGUUAAAGGAAACAGCAAAUGAAUUGAAUAAUAAAAAUGAUGAAGUUGAAAACUUUUUAAAUGAAGAAAUCAUUGCACAAAGUGACACAAUGAUGGAGUCGUUGCACGAUACCAUCGCAAAGCUAAAAAUUGACAACAACGAUUUGGUUUAUUUAAAUGAUGUUGUUGAUAAAACAAUUAAUGAGCGUGGAAAUGAACUUGAACUGAUGAAGACAACAAUAAUUCCAGAAGCACGUGACCAUGCAGAAGAUUUGUCACGACGAAGUAAGAUUAUUGUCGAUCUUUUCCAACAUAGUAAAGAUGGAGCGAGAGUUGCAAUGUUGGCUGGAACUGCUCAUAAGAAUAUCUCAGAUGCGAUUGACUCUGCAAGAGAUGCUGCCGACAAAGCUUAUAAAGCUGCAGUGUUCAGUAAUGACAAAUUGAAUCCAGUUGAUCCUGAAGAAGAGACGAUGAUUGAGAAAGGUCAAGACUUGUCACUCGAAUCAGAAGCAAUUCAGAGCGAUGCUGAAAAUCAAAUUUCAAAGAUUAAAGAUUUGAAGGAAAUGCUUAAUGAACAGCAAGGAAUUGUUCAGAACAUGAGUAAUCUAAUCAAAACGAGUGGAAAAGCCAACAAUGAAAUGUCAGCACUUAUCACGAAAUUAGGCAACAGCGAGACGAGAAAAACUGUUCAAGAAUCGUCAGUUGAUGCUGAUGAGAUUCUUGAAGGUAUGAAAAACAUUGAGAAGGAAACUCUCGAUAUGAAUGACGAUGUGAAGAAGUUGAAAGAACGAUUGGAAGAUUUGGAUCCUGAAUGGGACAGCAAAUACGGUUUAGCAGAAGAAAAUGUUGCGAAGUCAUUAAUUAACAUUCGUGAAGCUAACAACACAUGGCAUGUUAAUGAACCAACAAUAAGACAACAGAAUGAAAAGUUUGCAGCAUGGAAUGAAUCGUUCUCGUUGAAAUUGCAAGAAUUAAGAGCGAAAAUUGCACAAGCGAAACAUGCAGCUGAAAGUAUUCGAGUGUCAGUUGAGUCAACAGAAGAAGAUUGCGUUCGUUCAUAUUUCCCAACAACCAUCGGACCAUCAACAUCAAACAUUAUCGUCAUGACGAUUGCUUUAAGUUCAAAGAAUUCUAAUUCGCCGCUUUUAUUCCUUCAAGGUGAAGAUCAGAAAUUCAUCGCUUUAGAAAUGAUCAACAGGAAGAUUUAUUUGUUGUGGAAUUUGGGAGCUGACACUGGAAUCAUAAUGCAUCCGAUGGAGAUUCAACCAAGAGAUCCAAAAUACGACGACGCUUGGUACAAAAUUGAAGUGAAACGAACAAUGAACAUUGGAAGUUUAACAGUUCGUCGUAUGACUAAUGAAGGUGAAUUUGCUAAAUCAAAUGAAGUGUCGGGAGCGACGAGUCAAGAUUACACAAGAAUCACGACUGAUACAACAAGUCGUGUUUACCUGGGCGGUGUUCCUGACAGUCUCAGACCAGUUGAGAUGAAAUCCAUCAAUGGACUUGCUGUGAUUGUUCAUCAACUUUUUAUUGAUCAUCUUCAAGUCGGUCUCUGGCAUUUUGCAUCAUCCGAAGGGAAAUGUGAAGGAGCAAUGUUGGGGGCGACGGAAACUUCUGAGAGCUCGCGUCACUUCAAUGGACUUGGCUAUUCAGUUGUUCGAAGUUUAAGUUCAAGAGCGCAUCCUAAGAAAGUUUUUUCACUUCAAAUCACUUUCAAAACAUUCGAUGAAAAUGCGCUGAUUUUCCUAACAGUUGACGAGAAAAAUAAUCGUUCAAUAUCGUUGACACUUUACGAAGGUAAACUUGUGUUUAGAAUCGACUAUGGUGGUGAAUCACAAUUGGAAAUUAACACGACGAAUCGUUACAACACCGGAAAUUGGGUAAAUGUAGAAGCAGCACGAGAAUUCACACCGAAGAGAAGCACCGAAAAUGGAAGCUUAAAAGUCGACAAUGAAGAACCACAAACAGGUUCGCCAACGAAACCAGUGACGUCUGCUUUACUUCCUGAUGUAUCGAGGGAGCUUUUCUAUCUUGGUGGCGUUCCACCAGGGUUUAAGACAGGAACAACAAAGGCACCUGGUGCGGAUUACAAUUUCUUUGGCUGUUUGAGAGAUGUUCUGAUAAAUGGCGAGAACUUCGAUCCACUCGACAGUCAAAGCUUCUUCGGUGUUGAACCAUCAUGUAAGGAAGUCGUGUCGAAAGCAGGCUUCAAUGGCAACGGUUAUCUUGAGUUGCCAUCACAUUCACUUAAAAAACGCGCAAACUUUGGCUUCGUCUUCCGAACUUUACAAUCUGAUUGUUUACUUUUAUUCUCUGGCUAUCCACCACAAACAAUGGCAGAUUAUGACGCGAAAGAUGUUCGUGGAAACUUUUCUGUUUCACUUAUUAAUGGUCAUGUUAAUGUUUGGGUUGAUGCUGGUAAAGGACGAGUUGAGCUUGAAUCUAAUUUGACGCUUAACGAUGGAGAAUUUCAUGUUGUGAAUGUGAAUAAAAUUGGAAGAAGAUUUGAACUUCGGAUUAAUGAUAAUCUUCAAACAACCAACACACUUGCAGCUACACCAGCAUUGGUCAAUAGUCCAGAAGAAUUUGGUGGUUUGUUUGUUGGUGGCGUUCCUGACUUCCCUGAAUUUGAUAAUCUCGCACCAACAUUCACUGGCUUACAUGGCGCAAUCAAAGAUAUCGUUUUUAAUAACAAAACGAUUUCAUUUGGUGAAGUUAUGAGCUUUAAGAAUGUUCAUAUUGGCGGCUUGGGACCACCGAUGGGAAUGGGAACAAUGUUGAUGAAGUCAGAACCAGCUGGAAUGAAGUUUAAAGAGACAACUGAAGAUUGUCAAAGGCUCAUAGAACAACAAUUGUUGUCUUUUCCUGACAUGAUCGAAUGCAUUUCGUGCCAACAGGUCGGCAGUUACUCUUAUGAACCGAACGCUUUUAAGUUCGGUAAUGGACCGCACAGUUUCUCAAUGGUGCAGAUUCCAUCACGAAACUUAUGGCAUCGAAACUUUAACAUUCAAUUUGACUUCCGGACUUUUUAUCCUGAUGGAUUUUUAUUUGCUGCGCCGGAUUCACGUGAGAAACCAAAGCAUUACGCUUACUUGUACUUGCGCAAUGGAAAUCUUAUUCUUGUUUUGAGAAGCAGGCGACGUGAAGAAAUUUCAUUACCAGUGAAAAUCAAUGACGGCUUGUGGCAUCAUGUGACAAUCGAUUCUCGAAACCAUAUAGUGACGUUAAGUGUCUCGAGAAAUGGAAAAAGUCCCGGCAAUGUUGUUAGCCAAGCAAAGAUUAAAAUUCCAAAGAAAUUUUUCGUAGCAAAUUCACUUUUCAUUGGUGGACUUCCACAAAAACCUCCGAAAUUCCAUCGAGAUGUUACAAGUCGGAAAGAAGACUUUCGGGGAUGCAUUCGACGUUUUCAUGUCAACACAAUUACUCAGGACCUUGCACGUCGUUACAAUAAUCUUGGGCAAUGUUUUCCACGCGUCGAAAGAGGCUCAUAUUUCUCAGGCGAUGCUUUUGCAGAAUAUAAAAAAGAGUUUAACGUUGGAAAGCAUUUGGAAAUUGAAAUGGAUUUCAAGUCUUCUGAAUUGAGUGGAAUUUUAUUGAGCAUUGCUGACCCGCACAUCGGAUCACCUUCAUUAUCAAUUGAAGUGUUUAACGGAAAGGUGAUAAUGUCAUGUGACCUUGGCGAUGGUGAAACAUUCCGCGCUGAAACUAAAUUCAAAUCUAAAUUUUCUCUCUGUGAUAACAAAUGGCACAAUAUAUCUGCCCUUUAUGAUACUCAUCAAGUUGCUAUUAGGAUAGAUGAUCAACCUUUUGUGGUAGCUUACGCUUCAUCAAGAAACAUUGGAAAGCUCCAAACCAAGUCUCCAUUAUACAUUGGUGGAAUGCCGGAAUCAGCACCAAGUCGGACUGUUAUGAUGCGAGAAAACUUCAAAGGAUGCAUAAGAAAUGUUAAAUUGAGUUCAGGUAUUAAUGGAAUGGGAAUUGUGGAUUGGACAGACAUGGAUCAACUUCACAAUGUUUUACUUAACGAAUGUCCUUCAGGUGUAAAGUGAAAUGAAGAAAUUCUCCACUUAAUUGCCAUUUGAAACGUACAAAACUUCUUUAUCAUUAAGAAAUAAAUAAAUUAUUUUAAUGUGUAAAUAUUUUAUAACGAAAACAACAUGAAAAACAAAUGAAAUGUGUUCAUAAAGAAUCUUAAUGCAAUUUGCAUUUCUUGCAAUUAAAAGUUCACAAGUAAAACAGAAACUUUGCCAAUUUAACGUUUUAAGGACACGAAAGUAUUUCAAUUAAGUUAAAUAAUUUAUUUAGUGAAAAAGAGUCAUCGUUGCCAUAUUCAAAGCGAAGUUUAUCGCUGUUUAUCAUGUAGAAUUCUGUUUUUAAAACUAUAAGUAUCAUUGAUAUCAUCUUUGUAAACUUUAAGCAACUUUUUAUACUUUUUCUAUGUGUUUGUGAGUAAAUGAAGCAUUUCUGUGAAAUGUUUAAUAAAGAAUUAAAUGAAAAGUCUCAG